Messenger RNA from Haliotis rufescens (red abalone), 992 nucleotides. RefSeq names its product beta-1,3-galactosyltransferase 1-like. Lineage: Eukaryota; Metazoa; Mollusca; Gastropoda; Lepetellida; Haliotidae. The transcript has a single exon. The record is from RefSeq and is a predicted model, not a curated record. Gene Ontology annotation, cellular component: membrane. The annotation marks the transcript as partial. Gene Ontology annotation, molecular function: hexosyltransferase activity.
ACGCCCCAGAAGCGCAAGAUCAACCCUCUGCAGUUUGAGUACAUUAUGUCACCUCGACAUGUCUGCUCCAACUCCAACAGCCCUUCAAUAUUGGUCAUUGUAUUGACAACAGUUGAGGCUUACACCAUGAGGAAGUCCAUCCGAGAAACAUGGGGAAGCGUCGCAAGGACAAAUAAAUGGCCUUCAAGACAUAUUGGGACCUCCAUCAAGUUUGUGUACCUCUUCGGCUAUUCAGACAACGCCAACUUGAGACAAAGACUUCGAUCUGAGGCAUCUGAAUUUGGAGACGUUCUUCAGGUAGGAAUUACAGAGGCAUAUGGAAUUAAUGUGACGAAGAAGAUCCUGAUGGGGUUCAAAUGGGUAGAGGAACAUUGUCAAGGGACUGGAUACGUCAUGAAGGUGGACGAUGAUGUCUUUGUAGACUUACCACAGGUUAUUGACCAUUUGCGGACACGACAAUUCAGUUCCUACAUAAGUGGCCAUAAAGUCUGGUUUUCCUUUACCAAGCGCUCUGGCAAAUACAAGUUAAGCUUCGAGGAAUACCCUUUCUGUAUGAUUCCAUCUUACAUUCUGGGGUACUUUUAUGUGAUGCCAAUGGGGAUUAUGUCGAGACUCUUGGAUGCUUCUCAGUUCGUGCCUUAUGUAAGAAUGGAAGACGUGUAUAUAACUGCCAUUUUGCCCAGGAUAAUUGGUGUCCCAAUGAAAGCAUUCAAGACCUUUUGGUUUGACAGAAACUAUGAAGUAGACAUUUGUGAUUUUGUUACUAAAAAGCGGGAUUUAAGUGUAGAUGUGAGUCCUGACAACAUGUACGAUAUUUGGAAGACAUACGGUGAUGAAAGUCUUUGUAAACACGAGCUACAAUGAGCAUGUAUAAUAUGUUGCUUGGGACACUCCAUGUUGACAAUUACUGCGCUCUAUUUCGUAUACAGUGAUGAAAUAAGAUGUGUAAAAGAUCUAUACUUUUCUCAAGUUGAAUAGCAUGCAGUUUUACG